Molecule: messenger RNA, 6526 nt
Organism: Cuculus canorus (common cuckoo)
Lineage: Eukaryota; Metazoa; Chordata; Aves; Cuculiformes; Cuculidae
Gene: FOCAD
Product: focadhesin
Exons: 40
Coding region: 159-4907 (1582 amino acids)
Biological process (GO): regulation of post-transcriptional gene silencing
Source: RefSeq, a predicted model, not a curated record
CAGCGGCAGCCGGAGGCAUCGCUCCGAGAGGCGAAGUGAGGGGCGCGGGGUGUGCUCUGCCACCGCUGGGAGGGAACGGGGACCGGGGGCUGUCAGCGGGGCGGCGGCUGCCUCCAUCAGUUACGGAGUGAGAAUUAUUGUCAUAUGACAAACCCAAAAUGUUGGAUGACAUCAGUAAGCGGCUUGAAUUUCCUAAUGCAGUUAUUCAGUCACAGGCAGUGGGUCAUCUGAUUGCUGCAGUAUUGAAAGAAAAUGUUUCUUCGCAGAAGAUCAGACAGUCAUCUGAUCAGACUCCUGCUCUGAACUUGCUUUGGGAGAAGUGCUGCAGUGAGAAUGUUGCCUUGCGAACAGCUUGCUCUGAGGGGUUAGUGGCACUUGUUGCAGAGAAACACGCUGAGCAUGACUAUGUUCUUCAUGGAGCACUUAGCCUAAUUCCCUCUGCAAGGAAUGUGCACGGUUUAGUAAAAACUAUUUGGAAAUUACUACAAAUUCAAGCUAUUCAGCUGGGAAAAGAUGGAAAUGAGGCUGUGCAGAAUCUGUAUGGAAUCAGGAACACUCCUCAUCCACUGAUCAGUGUCCUUGAAAACAGACCUGAUUGCUGGCCAGUCCUACUGCAGCAGAUAACCGUAUUUUUCCACCAAUGUCCAGAGAGGGUGCAGAAUUCAUGUGUUGGCAUAAUGGCUCCAUUUCUAAAAUACUUGUAUUGUGAACCAUCUCAGUUACGGGAAUAUGCUGAACUGCGCAUGGGUUUACUUAAGGUCUUACUUCAGCCUUACGGUCCACAGCAUAAAAAAGCUCCCUCUGUGCUGGAAUGCCAGAUUCUUCAGCUUCUGUGUGAUUUGAUUCCACACCUUCAGCUUAAAGACUUUCUGCAAGUUACAGAAGCCUCGUUUUUUCUGCAAGAGCUAUUCCUCAGCCUACUGCGCUAUCCUGUGUUUUGGAAAGUUCAGUUAUCCCAGUUUUGUUUACAACUGGUUUGCUUCUGUGAAGUGUGUUUAAAUGUAACGGGAGAAUGCUCAUCUUUGAUCUCCUUAAUAGAGGACAACUUUGAGCUCUUAAAAGAGGUAUUUCCAGUGGAACAGUGUAUAAUUGGGCUAGCUCUUCUACUGCUGCAAACACCAGAAAGUCAGCAAAAGUCUAUCUUGAGUCUAGCCUACAAGGUCCUUUCCUGUUCUGAAACCCAGAACGUCUCAACCACAGCCCUUACACUGGUGAUGCCUGUGCUACAGAUUUUAUCUUCUACAGCGGUUGGAGACUGCCUAUUGUUGGAUGAUUCUGGAACUACCAGGCAGCAGUUGGCUACAAAUCUUCUGGGAAUAUUACAGGAGGAAGGUGUGAAGGAGAAAAAGAAUGAAGGUGAUCAGGUGUCCUCCAAACUCCUUUUCCCCAUAACCAGCUCUUACAGCUCUUUGUAUACGACCUGGAAGAUCAUAGAGCUCAUGAAAGAUAAAUCUGCAAUUACUCACUGGUUAUCUUCAGUGAAAUCACUGCUACCUGUUACAACGCAUGUUCCUGCUCAUGUUUUUCUUCUACUGGCUUAUCUACUGAUCCAUGAAAACGGAGACAGUCUUCGUGGUGUACUCCAGGCUACUACAGAAAUAGCCAAGGCUGAUUGUUCUCAGGUCCCCAAUCUCAUCCCAGUACUGAUAUUUAAAUUAGGAAGACCUUUGGAGCCUGCACUUUACAGGGAUAUAUUGUAUGCAUUGCCUGCGCUGGGUGUACACAAGGUUUGUGUAGCUCAGAUUCUUCAUGCCAUACACAUGCUGGGGAGCACACCAAAGCUUAGAGCCAUUGCUUUGCGGCUGAUGACAUCCUUAUGGGAGAGACAGGAUCGAAUUUACCCAGAAUUGCAGAAGUUCUUGGCAAUGUCUGAUAUGUACUCUUUGUCUAUUGACAAAGAUGCUCAAUGGGAAAAGCUGAUUGCUAAAGCUGCAUGUAUAAGAGAUAUAUGUAGGAAGAGGCCGUAUCAGCAUGGAGCAGACAUGUUGGCUGCGAUUUCCCAGGUGUUAAAUGAAUGCACAAAACCUGAUCAAGCUUCACCUGCUGCCAUAGUGUUACAAGGUCUUCAGGCACUUUGCGAGGCUGAGGUUGUUUGCAUCCGUUCUACAUGGAAUACUCUGUCACCAAAGCUGAGUUGUGAUACAAGACCACUCAUUUUAAAAUCGCUGAAUGAAUUAUUUGCCCUAGUUCCCUCGUUAACAGUGAAUACAAAUGAAUAUGAGAAAUUCAAAGCUCAAGUUAUCAGCUUCCUUUGGAACAACACACAAAACAAAGAUGCUGUUGUAGCCAUUUCGGCCUAUAAAUCACUGUCAUCAUUUGGCUCUGAAGAACAUAGAAUUCUUCAUCUUCCUGAACAGGCACAACCAGAAAUUGAUUCACUGGAAGAGGCAGAGAUGAACGAAGAUGAAGAGGAGAGGGAAGUGGAUCAUUUUGUUCCAGGAUCUUCAUAUAUCAAGCUCUUGUCUCUAACGCCAUCUUCUGUUUUAGGAGCGUUUGAAGAGUUUACAGCAUCGCUUGUGAAACAGGAGAUGAUCAAUAUGCCCCGUGGUGUGUAUCAUUCUGCCCUGAGAGGAGGCACACGCUCAGACCAGGGGAAGACCAUGGCAGGUGUUCCAAACUUCUUGCUGAAGAUGUAUGAGAGGAAUAAACAGCCAGGCAUGACGCCAGGCCUUGCAGCUGGCAUGCUGUUGUGUUACGACCUUCCAGUCCAUAUAGGCAAAGAUGGCAAGCCUAUUAAUCGAUUUCUGGCCAGCAGGGCACGCCAGUUCCAGCAAAUGUUGGUAGCCCUCAUUCAUGAGGUUAACAUUCAGCCUUCUGAAUGGCAUCGCUCCAUACUGCUACCACAGUCCUGGUUAGGAUUUAUGACUCGAACCUACAGUGCAGUCCUGCAGGGAAGGCAGGCAGAGCUGGAAAUGCAGUUAAAACAUGGAAAAGAGGAUCCUGAAGAGGUGCAGCACAAACAAUUUACAGCCUGGCUCUGGGUCAGAGAUAUGUUGACUGAUGUUAUCAAAGGUGCUUCCAAAGACAACCCAGUGGUCAAAGGAAAUUCUAUUUUUGCCUUAGCUGGUCUUGCAGUUGCUGUAGCCAAAUAUGAAAGCAGCCUUUCCUCAGACACUGAAGGGUUGCCUGAGACUGAACCUGAUUUUAUUCCCACAAAACAUUGGAUUUCUAUGGUCACAGAGACCCUCUUUAGUAUUGUGAAUAGCCGCUAUCACCCUAAAGGUCAAGUCUUCCCAUGGUUCUACCAGAAAUCCUAUUCUGGUGAAAAUACGGCUAGUGUUAUAGCUCGUUCGUGUGCAGUUACUGCUUUGUCUCUUCUGGUGCCAUUUUUCAUUGUAUCAUGCAAGGAGAAGGUUGAGGAGGUCCUGAAUAUGCUGACUGACAGGUUACCUGGGAAACUAAAUGCUGAUGAGUCUCAAGCUGUUCAGAUCCAUGUGGGCCUUGGUUUGGGGAUGUUUAUCUCACAUUUGUAUGAAGAAAAAGUUAGUGAUGUACCCAGUCAACAGAUGAACUUGGUUCUAAUGAAGUCCCUGGAUGCACUGGAAGACUGCUGCUUUGAUGCCAGUCUGGAGUACAACACUGGAUGUAUUUUGGGAGUAGGACUUGCUCUUUCAUUUAUGAGUCACAGUAGCCAAACCGAAUCACGAGUACAUGUUUCCGCUUCAUUGCGGAAACUCUGCAAGUACCUGGACAGCAGUGAGGACCAAAGCAGAUGGGUCCAGGAGGUACUUGCCUAUUCUGUAGCCUGUUCCUGUGUCUCCGCUUUCAGUGUUGGAAUCAUAGAAGCAGCUGAGGCUGAGGACACCAUGAACAAGAUACGGACCUUAGUGGAAAAUAAUCAGCAGGUCCAAGGCUUUGCUUUAGCUCUAGGUGCAAUAGUACAUGGCUUGUCAGCUUGUGGUCAUGGGAAAGCCGAAGACCUGAGUAACAGACUUAUGCCAGCCUGGAUGAAAAUUGUGCUUUCAGAGGGUUCUCCAACAAUGCACCGUCUGGCUGCUGUAAAUGGGCUGGUUGCACUGGUGGGCUCUGAAGGAGGUGUGAUACAGCUGAAAUCUGAGAGCAUUCAGUCCUCCCAGUUUCAAAGUAAGCUGAAUGAAGUUAUCAGAACCCUUACACAGAUAAUCAGUUUCUCAGGGCAGAUUGGCCUUCAGACAAAUGCAGCAGGACUUUUGGGACGCCUUUAUAUGUCCUGUUUGUCUUCUACGCAAAACAGGGCAUCUGUUCCUCCAGAUUUUAGCUACUUGCCUGUAAACAGCUUUAUCAGAGCAGCCAUUGACUUCGCCAUUGAAAGUGGAAAGAAAGGCCCUGAAUUUGUUCCAGCUGAGCUGGUGAAAGUAGCACUGGCACCCAUUGCAUUAGUUGGAGAAAGCCAUCAGUAUCCACCUGUAAACUGGGCAUCAAUUCUUUCUCCUUUGAUGAGGCUAAACUUUGGUGAUAAGGUGAAACAUCUUUGCGUUCAGCUGGCUGCGACACAAGCCCAGUCAUCUCAAAAUGCAGCAAUGCUUUUGGGGAUGUGGAUGGCGCCUCCUCUUAUCUACAGUCUUGGUGUGAAAACCCAGGAAUACCUUUUCACAUCCCUGCCCCUGUGGGUGAAGCAUGUUGCAGAAGACAAACUACAGUAUUUUAUAGGAGUGUUUAUGAUACAACAAUUUGAAGUGAAUAACCACGUGAAAAAAGCAGAAAUGUGCCAGUGUGUUUUACAGGGGCUUGUGCAGUCUAUGAAACUUCCAAACCCUGCCCAGUGCUACUGGAGCUUUCUGUGCCAGGCUGUGGAGAAAAUAUUUGAACUUCUACCAAAUGACAUUCAGAGAGGUGAACUGGAAGUGUAUAUCAAUGUAGCAAAAUGUAUCUCGGAAAUGGCCGAUUCAGAGAUUGAUCGCAUUGUCCAGAUCUCUAAGAUUCACUAGAGAUUCGAGCACUUAAAUAGGUUAGGGAAGCUGAACUGUCAUUUCCCAUCUACAAGAAGGGUUACAGGGAGGAUCUGGGGAACUACAGGCCUGUCAGUCUGACCUCAGUGCUGGAGAAAGUCACGGAACAGGUAAUCUUGAGUGCUAUCAUGAAGCACAUGCAAGAGAACCGGGUGAUCAGGCCCAGUCAACAUGGGUUUACAAAAGGCAGAUCUUGCCAAAAUAACCUGAUCGCCUUGUAUGACAAAAUGACUCGACUACUGGAUGGGGGAUAGGCUGUGGAUGUAAUCUUCUUGGACGUCAGUAAAGCCUUUGACACAGUUUCUCACAGCAUUCUGCCUCAGAAACUGUCAGCCUCUGGCCUGGACGGGCACACAGUCUCCUGGGUUGAAAACUGGUUGGAUGGCCGGGCCCAGAGAGUGGUGGUCAAUGGAGUUAACUCCAGCUGGAGGCCAGUCACAAGUGGGGUUCCUCAGGACUCGGUACUGGGUCCAGCCCUGUUCAAUGUCUUUAUCAAUGACCUGGAUGAAGGCAUUGAGUGCACUUGGGGCACAACAACCCUAUGCAAUGCUACAGACUGGGGGAAGAGUGGCUGGAGAGCUGCACGGAGGAGAAGGACCUGGGGGUAAUGGUUGACAGCUGACUGAACAUGAGCCAGCAGUGUGCCCAGGUGGCCAAGAAGGCCAAUGGCAUCUUGGCUUGUAUCAGAAACGGUGUGACCAGCAGGUCCAGGGAGGUUAUUCUCCCUCUGUACCCGGCACUGGUGAGACUGCACCUUGAGUACUGUGUUCAGUUCUGGACCCCUCACCACAAGAAGGAUGUUGAGGCUCUGGAGCGUGUCCAGAGAAGAGCAACGAAGCUGGUGAGGGGGCUGGAGAACAAGUCUUAUGAGGAGCGGCUAAGAGAGCUGGGGUUGUUUAGCCUGGAGAAGGGGAGGCUGAGGGGAGACCUUAUUACUCUCUACAACUACCUGAAAGGAGGUUGUGGAGAGGAGGGAGCUGGCCUCUUCUCCCAAGUGACUGAGGACAGGACGAGGGGGAAUGGCCUGAAGCUCCGCCAGGGGAGGUUCAGGCUGGAUAUCAGAAAAAAAUUCUUCAGGGAAAGAGUCAUUGAGCACUGGAACAGGCUGCCCAGGGAGGUGGUCGAGUCACCUUCCCUGGAGGUGUUUAAGGAACGGAUUGAUGAAGUGCUUGGGGACAUGGUUUAAGGGAGUGUUAAGAAUGGUUGGACUUGAUGAUCCAGUGGGUCCUUUCCAACUUGGUGGUUCUAUGAUUCUUUAUAUCUUUGAGUUUUUAUUUCCACACUGGAAAAUGCUGUAAAGAAAACCUUUUAUGUCACUGCGGUCAAUCUCUCUUGAAAGAAGACUAGUGUCUCCAGAAUUGUCAAGCUGUCUUACUUCAGUCUAAAGGGGAAUUUGAAAUUUAAAGCAGUAUGAAAACGAUACAGCUGUACUGAUUUGCAGUUUGCUGGACUGUUUAGAAGCGUAUAAAAUUAAAGCAAUAUGUACAGUGUUCUCUUUCAUAAUUUGUCUUAAAUAAAAAAUGAACCUGCUAGAUAAAGAAUUUCCCCUCCUUUUUUAUGGAGAGAGAUGCAGCAUUUACUGUUCCCUCAAGAAAAGU